AUGGCAGCGGUAUGUGCCAAAUAUCGAUACUGCAGAUUUGCCCUUAUUCUACUUACAUGUUUCUCUACUUGUUUUGGGAACCCAGAGGUCUAUUACGAGAAACAGCGUUAUGAUGGCUGGUUUAAUAACAGAGCUUAUCCCGAUUGGGGUUCAGUUGGUAGUCGACUUACGAGAAAAACUCCGGCUUCAUAUGCCGAUGGCGUAUAUAUGAUGGCAGGCGUGGACAGGCCCGGGGCCAGGACGUUAUCCAAGAUAUUCAUGCGCGGACAAGAUGGACUGCCGUCGCUUUCUAAUAGAACUGCUUUACUAGCAUUUUUUGGUCAAGUGGUAACUGGUGAAAUAGUAAUGGCGUCAGAGUCAGGGUGCCCAAUCGAACAACACAGAAUCCCAGUAGACAAAUGUGAUCACAUGUACGACCCUGAGUGCCGCGGCGCUAUGUACAUGCCCUUCCAUAGAGCGGCGUACGAUAGAUCUACUGGCCAAAGUCCUAACAGUCCUCGAGAGCAAAUAAACCAGAUAACGUCGUGGAUCGACGGCAGUUUCGUGUACAGCACAAGCGAGGCCUGGGUGAAUGCAAUGAGGUCAUUUCAGAACGGGAGCCUCGCUAGUGAAGGAGGAUUGCCUUUACGCAAUACGAAACGUGUACCACUCUUCAAUAAUCCAGUCCCUCAUUACAUGCGGAUGCUUAGUCCGGAAAGGCUAUUCUUAUUGGGCGAUCCACGUACAAAUCAAAACCCUGCUAUGGUAACAUUCGGUAUACUGCUGAUGCGUUGGCACAAUGUAGUAGCGGCGCGAAUACACCGUCAGCAUCCAGACUGGAGUGAUGAGCAACUGUUUCAAAGAGCCAGGAGAAUAGUUAUUGCAAGUUUACAGAACAUCAUCCUGUACGAAUAUGUGCCAGCAUUUUUAGGGAUACCAAUUCCUCCAUAUGCUGGAUAUCGCGCAGAGGUCGCUCCGGGAGUGACUCACGCUUUCGCGGUGGCGGCGUUCCGUUUUGGACAUACGUUAGUGCCUCCAGCAAUAUUGCUUAGAGAUAGAAACUGCAGAUACAGUAGGGCGCCCGGAGGACAUGAUGCUGUAAGGCUGUGUCAGACUUGGUGGGAUGGCAAUGAUGUAAUGUCUCAAGUACCAAUAGAAGAAGUUUUGAUGGGAAUGGCGUCACAGUUAUCAGAGCGUGAAGAUGCCUUACUAUGUUCUGAUGUUAGAGAUAAUCUCUUUGGACCCAUGGAAUUUUCCAGAAGAGAUCUUGGAGCUUUAAAUAUUAUGAGAGGAAGAGAUAACGGCCUACCUGAUUAUAAUACAGCAAGAGAAUAUUUUGGUCUUCCGAGAGUAAAAACAUUCAACGAAAUCAAUCCUCAACUUUUCGAAGACAAUCCGGACUUGCUACAGAAUUUGAUACAAAUUUAUGAGGGCAGACUUGACAAUAUUGAUGUUUAUAUUGGUGGAAUGCUUGAAUCAACUGGUCAUCCUGGAGAACUAUUUCGAGCUAUUAUCAUAGAUCAGUUUACGAGAAUACGAGAUGCUGAUAGAUUUUGGUUCGAAAAUGAAGUUAACGGCAUAUUUACGCCUGAAGAAAUAAAAGAGCUACGAAAAAUAACUUUAUGGGACAUCAUAGUGAAUAGUACCGCAGUGGGACCGAACGACAUUCAGCGCGACGUGUUCCACUGGGCCGACGGUGACCCUUGCCGUCAGCCUUACCAGCUCAAUGCUUCUAAGCUGCCACCCUGCAAAUAUCUUAAGGGAUAUGAUUAUUUUGAGGGUAACGAGUUUGCGUAUAUCUAUACCUGCUUGAUACUAGCAUUUGUCCCGAUACUUUGCGCAGGCGCUGGUUAUGGUGUAGUGAAAUUACAAAAUAGUCGUCGCCGACGGCUUAAAAUGCAGCAAGAGCAUUUGAAGAAUGCUGAACAGAAAGGCACAGUAGAUAAAAUGGUAUGCCGAGAAUGGGUGCACGCUUCACACAAAAGAUUAGUAAAACUAAGGCUUGGACCCGAACCUGCGCUACACGUGACUGACCGUAAGGGAGACAAAUUAAGGACUCUGCCAUUACAAAAUACAGAUCAUCUUACUAUCAUUGAAAGUCAGGAGAGCCGCAAUAAACGUCCUCUAGUUCUGAUCCGAGUGCAGCGAGAGCAUGAUCUCGUAUUAGAGAUGGAUUCAGUUGCUUCCAGGCGUAAAUUUCUCGUUAAAUUAGACACUUUCCUUGCUCAGCACAAAAAAGCAUUGAAUCUGACUCAGGGUCACCGAGAGCAAAUAUUGAUAUCUGCAGAAACGAGAGAGCGAAGACAACGGAAACUAGAACAUUUCUUUAGAGAAGCUUAUGCUAUAACUUUUGGCUUGGCGCCUGGAGAGAAAAGAAGAAGAUCAGAAGAUUCUGACCCAGAGUCAAUAGUAAUGAGGACAUCUUUAUCAAAAAGUGAAUUCGCAAACGCACUUGGAAUGAAAGCGGAUGCAGUUUUUGUUACGAAAAUGUUCAACAUUGUUGAUAAAGACGGAGAUGGAAGAAUUUCAUUCCAGGAAUUCUUGGAUACUGUAGUAUUAUUUUCUCGUGGAGCAACCGAAGAUAAGCUUCGUAUAAUAUUCGAUAUGUGCGACAACGAUAGAAACGGUGUCAUUGAUAAGGAAGAACUUAGCGAAAUGCUGCGGUCUCUUGUAGAAAUCGCAAGAACCACGUCAUUGAGGGAUGAACAUGUUACAGAACUUAUUGAUGGAAUGUUCUUAGAUGCCGGUCUUCAACAUAAAGAUGACCUUACAUAUUCAGACUUCAAAGUAAUGAUGAAGGAAUAUAAAGGAGAAUUUGUAGCUAUUGGAUUGGAUUGCAAAGGCGCUAAGCAAAAUUUCCUGGACACUUCCACUAACGUCGCUAGGAUGACUAGCUUCCAUAUAGAACCGUCGAUGGAACAAUCUAGGCACUGGUUCCUCCUUAAAUGGGACUAUUUGGUAACAUUCUUAGAAGAAAAUCGACAAAAUAUAUUUUAUCUAUUCGUAUUUUACGUUGUUACUAUUGGUCUCUUUGUGGAGAGAUUCGCGCAUUACUCCUUUAUGUCAGAACAUUUGGAUUUAAGGCAUAUAAUGGGAGUCGGAAUUGCGAUAACUCGAGGCUCUGCCGCCUCUUUGUCUUUCUGCUACAGUUUGUUACUAUUGACAAUGUCAAGGAAUCUGUUAACUAAGUUAAAGGAAUUUAGCAUCCAACAAUACAUACCAUUGGACUCCAGUAUCCAGUUUCACAAGAUAGUAGCUUGCACUGCACUCUUCUUCUCCCUGCUCCACACGGCCGGGCAUAUGGUCAACUUCUACCACGUUUCUACUCAGCCAGUAGAAAAUUUGCGUUGUUUGACUAAAGAAGUACAUUUCACAUCAGAUUUUAGACCUGGCAUCACUUAUUGGGUCUUCCAAACAAUAACAGGUGUAACCGGAGUUCUGCUCUUCAUAAUCAUGUGCAUAAUCUUCAUCUUCGCACACCCCGUUAUCCGCAAGCGCGCGUAUCCGUGGUUUUGGCGCGCGCACUCGUUGCAUGUUGCGUUGUACGCGCUAUGCCUCGUGCACGGGCUGGCCCGCCUCACUGGGGCUCCCAGGUUCUGGAUUUUCUUCCUCGGCCCAGCCAUAAUUUAUAUAUUGGAUAAAGUGGUGUCCUUACGUACGAAAUACCUAGCUUUAGAUGUGUUAGAAACAGAAAUGUUACCCUCUGAUGUUAUUAAAAUUAAGUUUUAUCGACCUCCAAAUCUCAAAUAUUUAUCUGGCCAAUGGGUGCGUCUCGCUUGUACUGCCUUCAAGAAAGAAGAAUUCCACUCAUUCACCCUGACGUCGGCUCCGCACGAAAACUUCCUCUCCUGCCACAUCAAAGCGCAGGGACCGUGGACUUGGAAACUUAGAAAUUAUUUUGAUCCUUGCAAUUACAAUCCGGAAAAUCAACCAAAAAUACGGAUCCAAGGUCCAUUUGGCGGAGGCAAUCAAGACUGGUACAAAUUCGAAGUAGCGGUGAUGGUUGGCGGCGGCAUCGGUGUCACUCCAUACGCGUCCAUUCUGAACGACCUGGUGUUUGGCACGUCUACUAACAGAUAUUCUGGAGUUGCUUGUAAGAAGGUAUAUUUCCUAUGGAUCUGUCCAUCGCACAAGCAUUUCGAGUGGUUCAUCGACGUGCUGCGCGACGUCGAGCGCAAGGACGUCACCAACGUUCUCGAGAUACACAUAUUCAUCACACAGUUCUUCCACAAAUUCGAUCUCAGGACUACGAUGCUCUAUAUUUGUGAGAACCACUUCCAAAGGCUGUCCCGCACGUCGAUGUUCACCGGUUUGAAAGCGGUGAAUCACUUCGGGCGGCCGGAUAUGUCUUCCUUCCUCAAAUUUGUGCAGAAGAAACAUAGCUAUGUAUCUAAAAUCGGUGUAUUUUCUUGCGGUCCACGGCCGCUCACUAAGUCAAUAAUGUCUGCGUGUGAACAAGUCAACCGCACGAGGAGACUUCCAUAUUUCAUACACCAUUUUGAAAACUUCGGU
Brenthis ino (lesser marbled fritillary) is the source of this 4491-nucleotide messenger RNA. Lineage: Eukaryota; Metazoa; Arthropoda; Insecta; Lepidoptera; Nymphalidae. The record is from the annotation of a GenBank genome assembly.